AGCGCUGUCAGUUGGCUGUCACCAGACAACAAGUUGCAGAAAGUUUCCGUCAGAAACCCGUCGUUGUCAGUGUGUUUACAACUGUUUGGUUGCUUUGCGAAACUGAUUUUGAACUUAUAAUUAAAGUUUAUAUUGAUAUCUGCUAUUAAAAAUGAGAUACGCACAAUUGGUAAUUGGCCCGGCCGGUAGCGGUAAAUCGACUUAUUGUUCUGCAGCGGUACAGCAUGCCGCAUCGUGUAACAAAUUGCUAGAAGUUGUCAAUUUAGACCCGGCUGCUGAAUAUUUCGAUUACGAACCGCUCGCAGAUGUCAGAGAGCUCAUCCAUCUGGACGAUGCGAUGGAAGACGAAGACCUGAAAUUCGGCCCCAACGGCGGGCUCAUAUUCUGCAUGGAGUACCUCGUCGAGAACGCAGAAUGGCUCAAGGAGAAACUUGGCGAGGAUGACGACGACUAUAUACUGUUCGACUGUCCUGGCCAAAUCGAGCUUUUUUCGCACAUGACGACGAUGAGCCAGCUAUGCCGUAUGCUGCAAAACUGGAACUUCCACGUUUGCGCUGUCUUUUUAGUCGACGCGCAGUUCAUGGUUGACGGUGCUAAAUUUUUAUCCGGCACAAUGGCCGCACUUGCUGUCAUGGUCAACCUCGAGCUCCCACAUGUAAACGUCCUGAGUAAGAUGGACCUUCUUAGCAAAUCGGCUAGGAAGGCCAUCGAAAACUACCUCGAUCCGGACCCGCACUAUCUUCUCGGGGAACUCGAGUCCGGUUCCAACUGGAACAAAAAAUUUAGACGGUUGUCCGAGAGCCUCGGGAAGCUUAUCGAAGACUACAGCUUGGUACGUUUCUUCCCGCUGAAUCUAAAGGAUGAGGAGAAUAUGGCCGACCUACAGUUAACUAUAGCCAAUGUCAUUCAAUACGGAGAGGAAUCUGAUGUUAAAACCAGAGAUUUUGAUUAUCCUGAAGAAGACAAUAAUGUUGAAUUCGAUGAAUAAUUUUCAUAUGAUAGAGAUAAAUGUAACUUGGCUGUGAUUAUAUAAUUAAUAAAUAUCAAUGAACAAUUA
This is a messenger RNA of Cimex lectularius (bed bug), 1057 nucleotides long. RefSeq names its product GPN-loop GTPase 3. The record is from RefSeq and is a predicted model, not a curated record. Gene Ontology annotation, molecular function: GTPase activity. The transcript has 2 exons. NCBI's taxonomy places the organism in Eukaryota, Metazoa, Arthropoda, Insecta, Hemiptera, Cimicidae. The coding region runs from base 152 to 988 and encodes 278 amino acids.